ACACAAAACACAGUCCACCUUCUCCUACAUUUCUCACCGUUCCUAAAACCCUAAUUCGCCAGAACCAGUCGCCAUGGCCGACCCCACCUCUCACGCAUCUCCCAUGGACGACGCGAAGAAGAGGAAGCGCAAGAGAAACAGAGCGAAGAAGCCGUCGGAAUCGGAAGUUGCAGAGCAACCGGAGCCGCAAAUUGAAGAAGAGGAAACUGGAGACGGCGAAGAACAAGCUAAGAAGAAGGGAUUGGAGAAGAAGAAGAGGAAGAAGAUGAAGAAAUUGAAGGGAGAGGAGGAGGAAGCAGCAGAGGCCGAAGAAGAAGAAGAAGCAGAGGAGGAGGAGGAGAAGAAGGAAGAGAAGAAAGAGAAGAAGGUGAGGAGUGGUGGAGGGACUGGGAUUAUGAGCACAGUGAGCUUUGAGAGUUUGAAUUUAUCUGAGAAAACCUUCUCGGCCAUUCAAGGAUUGGGCUUUCAGCACAUGACUCAGAUUCAAUCCAGAGCAAUCCCGCCGCUGUUGAUUGGAAAAGAUGUGCUUGGAGCUGCAAGGACAGGUUCCGGGAAGACUCUGGCGUUUUUAGUGCCUGCUAUUGAGUUGUUAUAUAACGCAGGCUUUUCGCCUCGCAAUGGAACUGGUGUUGUUGUCAUUUGCCCAACUAGGGAACUCGCAAUACAGUCCCAUGCUGUGGCUAAGGACCUUCUCAAGAAUCACUCACAGACUCUUGGCUUGGUUAUUGGUGGUUCCGCUAGAAGAGGAGAAGCAGAGCGUCUUGCAAAAGGAGUGAAUUUAUUGGUGGCAACUCCUGGUCGCCUUCUUGACCAUCUGCAGAACACGAAGGGAUUUGUAUAUAAGAACUUGAAGUGCCUUAUCAUUGAUGAAGCUGACAGGAUACUGGAAGCAAACUUUGAGGAAGAAAUGAAGCAAAUUAUUAACAUUCUGCCAAAGAAUAGGCAAACAGCUUUAUUUUCUGCAACCCAGACUAAGAAGGUUGAAGAUCUUGCUCGCUUGUCCUUCCAGACGACGCCUAUGUAUAUAGAUGUUGAUGAUGGGAGAACUAAGGUCACAAAUGAAGGGCUGCAACAAGGCUAUUGUCUUGUGCCAAGUGCCAAGAGAUUUAUUCUGCUGUAUUCUUUCCUCACAAAGAAUCUAUCAAAGAAAGUGAUGGUCUUCUUCUCUUCUUGUAACUCAGUGAAAUUCCACGCUGAUCUUCUUAGAUAUGUUAAUGUGGAUUGCUUUGAUAUCCAUGGAAAGCAAAAGCAGCAGAAGAGGACAACUACGUUUUUUGACUACUGCAAAGCAGAGAAAGGAAUCUUACUUUGUACUGAUGUUGCUGCUCGUGGCUUGGAUAUCCCUGCCGUGGACUGGAUUGUGCAGUUUGAUCCUCCAGAUGAACCCAAGGAAUAUAUUCACAGGGUUGGUCGAACAGCUCGUGGAGAAGGUGGAAAAGGAAAUGCACUACUUUUCCUUAUUCCUGAAGAGUUGAGAUUUCUCAAGUAUUUAAAGGAUGCAAAAGUCCCUGUUAAAGAGUAUGAAUUUAAUGAGAAGAAGUUAAAAAAUGUGCAAUCUCAGCUGGAGAAGUUGGUUGCCAACAACUACCAUCUGAACCGUGCAGCAAAAGAUGCAUAUAGGUCAUAUCUAUUAGCAUAUAAUUCACACUCUAUGAAGGACAUCUUUAAUGUUCACCGACUUGAUCUCCAGGCUGUUGCUUCUUCAUUUUGCUUUUCAAAUCCACCCAAGGUAAAUUUAAACUUAGACAGCAGUGCAUCAAAGUUUAGGAAGAACGUGCGCAAAGUGGAUGGAAAGCGACAUGGAAUCAAUCCUGGCAAUCCUUACGGAAGGCAAAAUGGUGGAGAUGAUACAAGACAAUUUGUGAGACAUUAGGAGAGCCUUGCCCUGCAGCCUUGCAGUAAUUCUGCACAAGUUUUGUUAUUUUUUCUUUUUGGCUCAUUGAAACAAAUCAAAAUGCUUCUUAGUUUCUCAGGGGUUUGGGGUUCUUUCACUGUAAUGAUGUAACAAUUAUCAUGAAUUGGAGACACUGUAAACCUUAAAAAAAUGAUAGUUACAAUCCAAUCAUGUAUUUUUGACUACUUACUGGCUAAAAACUAUGGCCAUAUUUUAUGAAUCUUAGAGUUGAAUAAGUA
This is a messenger RNA of Fragaria vesca subsp. vesca, 2133 nucleotides long. Its product is annotated as DEAD-box ATP-dependent RNA helicase 51-like. Gene Ontology annotation, cellular component: nucleolus. Bases 74 to 1873 code for a protein of 599 amino acids. Gene Ontology annotation, biological process: maturation of LSU-rRNA from tricistronic rRNA transcript (SSU-rRNA, 5.8S rRNA, LSU-rRNA). Gene Ontology annotation, molecular function: RNA helicase activity; ATP binding; nucleic acid binding. Lineage: Eukaryota; Viridiplantae; Streptophyta; Magnoliopsida; Rosales; Rosaceae. The record is from RefSeq and is a predicted model, not a curated record. The transcript has 12 exons.